AUGUAUGACGGCUUUCAGUUUGUAGGGCGUAUCCCUUAUCCCGUCACCGAGCCAAAGCACCUGGUCGUGGCCAGCGAGGUUGCGACGAUGGAGUUCCUCCGCUCGCACGAUAUACGAGUACCCAAGAUUUACAGUUACUCUUCUACGUCAGAUAACGCUGCUGGCACCGAAUACCUCUUCAUGGAGCGAGUUUGCGGAACACACUUGGGAGACAUCUGGUUUGACCUUUCUGAAAAGGCUAGAAUCACUGUCGUCACUAACCUCGUGGAGUUGGAGUCUCGGCUCUUCUCUCUUGAAUUUCCAGCAAGUGGUAGUCUGUACUACACCAAGGAUUUGCCAGCUGGGUUCAACAAGGUCGACAUUCCGACGCCGGAAUCUCCAUGCGAUGCUCGCUUUUGCAUUGGUCCUGACACAAGACUUCACUUGUGGCAUGGUAAAAGGCUUCAUAUCCAGACCGAUCGUGGACCAUAUGCAGCAGCCACUCUUGAAGCUGGGGCCAAGAAGGAGAUUGCAUGUUUGACAAAAUUCGGUCGUCCGCUCCACCCUUUUCAACGUCUGCGCCGAGAAAUAUACGGCUACCAAAAGCAAUCGCCAUCUGAGCACCUAGACAAUCUGGACAAAUACCUGCGAACCGUGCCAUAUCUUAUAUCAGAUAGCAACGGUGUCUUGACCCGCCCUACGCUAAGACAUCCCGAUCUCCAGCCCAACAACAUUUUCAUCUCUAAGGAUCUCGGUAUAACUGGCCUCAUCGACUGGCAACACUGCGCAAUACUCCCGCUCUUUCUGCAAUGCGGAAUACCAAACAGCUUCCAGAAUUACGGCGACAGUGUCUCGGAAUCGCUCACCCCCCCUGAGGUGCCACCCAAUUUCGAUGAGCUAAGCGAUAGCGAACAGUUCCAGGAAGUUUUGCUCCUACGUCGGCGUCAAUUGCACUACUUCUAUGUCACAGCCACCGAAAGAUUGAAUCCAGUGCACUACCACGCCCUAACGUACAAGUUCAGCACGCUAAGACGCAAGCUUUUCGACCACGCAAGUUCUCCUUGGGAAGGAGAUAACGUGACGCUCAAAGCCAACUUGAUUUGUUUGACGAAGAACUGGGCUGAUGUAGUUACUUCUGAAUCGAGCACAAACGACACUGCAAAGACCCUAUGCCCUAUCGCUUUCUCUGAAGAGGAGGUGAGCGAGUGCCUGCGCCUCAAUGCUGCGCAGAUUGAGGCAGACGAACAACUCCAAGCUUGCAGGGAUGUUGUCGGUAUUGGGCCCGAAGGGUGGGUGCCGGUGGAGCAGUAUGACGAGAUAAAGCAAAAAGAAAAUCAGCUCAAGGCUGAUGCACUCGAAGCAGCCGAGUCCGAGCAGGAACGACAAGAGCUACGCGAACACUGGAUUUUCGGUGACUUUGAUGAAGAGGAGUAUUCGUAA
Parastagonospora nodorum SN15 is the source of this 1419-nucleotide messenger RNA. RefSeq lists its product as hypothetical. Bases 1 to 1419 code for a protein of 472 amino acids. NCBI's taxonomy places the organism in Eukaryota, Fungi, Ascomycota, Dothideomycetes, Pleosporales, Phaeosphaeriaceae. The transcript is spliced from 2 exons. The record is from RefSeq and is a predicted model, not a curated record. Gene Ontology annotation, cellular component: mitochondrion.